This is a messenger RNA of Venturia canescens, 3372 nucleotides long. It is a transcript of the gene Atg1, whose product is annotated as serine/threonine-protein kinase unc-51-like protein Atg1. Gene Ontology annotation, biological process: autophagy of mitochondrion; reticulophagy; autophagosome assembly. Gene Ontology annotation, cellular component: autophagosome; phagophore assembly site; cytoplasm. Bases 635 to 3007 code for a protein of 790 amino acids. The record is from RefSeq and is a predicted model, not a curated record. The transcript is spliced from 9 exons. Lineage: Eukaryota; Metazoa; Arthropoda; Insecta; Hymenoptera; Ichneumonidae. Gene Ontology annotation, molecular function: ATP binding; protein serine/threonine kinase activity.
UUCGUACAUACAAUACACGGUCACACAGCUCCCGCAGAACACUGCGUUGUUUUUUUUUGUCAUUCGACCGUUCGUCGGAGAAAAAAGCUUUUAUUUACCGAAGUACCCCUUUGUGUUCUCGUUUGUAAAAUCAACGAGAAUUAUACUCGGCACCAAAGAACUACGCAAAAUGUAGAACUUUGAGGAAAUAAUCAUUUCGAGGGCGACGAGAGAGGGGGACGGAUUCGCGUGUGUGAGUUCGUACGUCGCACCCAUCCAUCGUGUACCAUUUCUCAAGAGGCGCUGCUGUUUGUGUGCAGGUAUAUACAAGCCAGCAACACCAGCAAACGAAAGAGAAAGAGAGAGAUACUCCUCUCCCUUCUCUCGUAUUGAUCCCUCUCCUACUGAAUGUUUUUGGAAGGGCGACAGAGGGGGAGGAGGGGGCGACGAAUCUCUCUCAGGUGUAUGUGUGCGUGUUUGUAAACCCGUGGUGCAACAACGACCGCGACGAAGACGACGACGACGACGACGACGACGACGUCGACUACGACGUCGACUACGAUGAUGAUGGAGGAUUGAAGAAUCCGUUAGUUCGCGAGUCGGUGAUAUAAGCCUGUGCCUCUCGUCUCGCGAACACGCGAGAUUCCCGAUAAUAAUGGAGAUCGUUGGUGAUUACGAGUACAACACGAAAGAUCUCAUCGGACAUGGAGCUUUCGCCGUUGUUUUUAAAGGGAGACACAGAAAAAAAUCAAAUUUUGUCGUUGCCAUCAAGAGCAUUACAAAGAAGAGCCUGGCAAAAUCGCAAAACCUGCUCGGAAAAGAAAUCAACAUUCUAAAAGAAUUAACAGAAUUGCAUCAUGAGAAUGUUGUCGCUCUGUUGGAUUGCAAAGAGUCCAAUCACAAUGUCUUCCUUGUUAUGGAAUAUUGUAACGGUGGGGAUUUGGCCGAUUAUUUGGGAGCCAAAGGUACUUUGUCCGAGGAUACGAUAAGAGUUUUUCUGAAGCAGCUAGCAGGAGCGAUGAAAGCGCUGCACGCAAAGGGUGUUGUGCACAGGGAUCUCAAACCUCAGAAUAUUCUGCUGAGCCACAGUUGUGGCAAAGCGUGUCCGCAACCUCAUCAAAUAACUUUAAAAAUAGCUGAUUUUGGUUUCGCAAGGUUUCUCCAAGACGGUGUGAUGGCUGCGACGCUGUGCGGCUCGCCAAUGUAUAUGGCCCCGGAGGUUAUAAUGUCGUUGCAGUAUGACGCGAAAGCGGAUUUGUGGUCCCUCGGAACAAUAGUUUUUCAAUGUCUGACCGGAAAAGCUCCUUUCCAGGCUCACACGCCUCAAGCAUUGAAACUUUUUUACGAGAAUCACGAGAAUCUUGGGCCAAAAAUUCCAUUGGGAACGUCGCCAGAACUGUCGCAUCUGCUGAUGGGUCUUUUGAGAAGAAACGCGGUGGAUCGUAUGCCGUUCGACGAGUUUUUCAGUCACGAAUUUCUGCAAGGGCCGCGAGAUACUGCAAAUUCGGUGGUGCCCGUCGAGUUGCCAGCGUCUCCGAUAAACCUCGCGGAGUUGCGAAUCGCGAAUGAGGCAGCGGCGGGAGCGGCGACGGGGGGAACAGCGGCGACGACGGGAGUGACAAAUUCGGGUCCCGACACGAGCAGUCCCUGCUCCAGCCCGGAGGAUGAUUUCGUGUUGGUACCGAGCGACCUUAGCAGCGACACGGACAACAAUCCGCACCAGGUGAAAUACACGAAACAAACGAGUCGCGAAGCGAUCAGUCCACCGCGUCCAUGUUUCUUACCGAUCUCGGAACCCAUACCCGUUCCGUCGCAGAGAAGCGGGGGCGGCAUGGCGGUCGAGCCCUCAUCGCCGUCGUCGCGGGCCUGUCGAACGGAGAGCACCGGGGCCGGGGGAGGCGUCGUCGGCGGCGGGAGCGUCGUGCCCAGAUCUCAACCGAUAAGCAUGAGACGGAGCAACGAUCCUUACCGGAGCCACGGGCCGAACAUCGGCUCGCUGAGCCCGCCGAGCGUCCAAUUCGUCAUCGGGACCCCACCGGGGAGGAGAACCAGCGAGACGCCACCUCCCCCGAACACGUGGCAGGUCAGUCCGGUAGCGAGGCACUCGCACGCCCCGAGCGGCACGUCGCCGUUGAGGCGUUCCACGGGAGGCAACAAUAGCGCCUCUUCGCCUCUCCUGACCGGACCUCUCGCCGUUCUCGGAUCACCGACCAGUCGCGCCCUCCACGACAACAAUAAUACCUUGAGGCACUCACCGGUCAUACCGUUCGGCACGCGAGCAGUUACUCUCCCGGAGAUAUCGGAAGCCGCGAGCUUCAGAAAUCUCUUCCCCGAGCUCAAUCCCUCCUCCACCACGAACAACCCCACGAUGGACGAUCGUCCGUUGACCUUCAUAGCACCCGAGUUACCUGAGGAAACCUUGCUCGAACGGGAGCACAACGAAAUAUUAGCAAAGUUAAAUUUCGUAGUUGCUCUCUGCGAAUGCGUCAGCGAGGUCGCCAGAACGCGCGCCGGACCCCUCGGCGCCCCCCUCGGCGCUAUGGAACAAGCUGGUAACGCCGCGACCAAGAGAAGGGCCGAGCAAGUUAUACUUUUCGUCCGAGCUCUCCAGUGGCUCAGCUCCGGAUUGAGCCUCGCUACCCAGCAGCUCGAGGCUGGACGACUCCAACCUACCGCCAGUGUCAAGGAAGUCGUCAGCACAAUGAACGACAAAUAUCGAGCGUGUCUCGCCGAAUGCAAGCAGCUCAACAGCGCCGGUCUUCUUCGCCAAACUGGAGCAACCGCCGACAAAAUUCUCUACAAUCACGCGAUACAAAUGUGUCAGUCCGCCGCGCUGGACGAGCUUUUCGGUAACCCGGCCGAAUGCUUUCAGCGUUAUCACACGGCCCAGAUAUUGUUCCACUCGCUAUCGCAGCACGUUAAUCACAGUCAGGAUCGAGCACUCCUCAUCAAGUAUAAGGCAGCUGUCGAAAAGCGUCUGUACGUACUCCAGCAACAAGGUUACAUCUACGCAACUGACCCGACGUAACGUAUGUCAAAUAAUUGCAUCGAGAUGGAUGAGAUAUUAUAAAAAGUAUAUACACGUAUACAAAGACGGAUGAACGGACGAAGUGUGAAGUGAACGAGAAUGAUAAUCGCAAUUGACGAAGACGAUUGAGAUAACGAGAGAGGGAGAAAGUGACUAAAUCGAUAAAGAAAAUUUCUAACGAUCGCCUUCCCGGCGAGUCUCGUAUCCAUCAAUGACUAAUCAUGGUUAUUAUAAACUAAUCUUUUAUUUCGUAUAAAUAAAUAUAUAUAUAUAAUAGAUAUUAAGUAUCAAACGAAAAUGAGCAUACUAACCGCUGUAGUGGAGAAGGAACAAAGAAAACGAAGUAAAGAUUUUUUUCUGUACAA